AUGUCUGUUGCUUUACAGAUUCGGUUCAUUUUGAUCCAAAAUCGAGCUGGCAAAACAAGACUGGCAAAAUGGUACAUGAAUUUCGAUGAUGAUGAAAAACAAAAGCUCAUCGAGGAAGUCCAUGCUCUGGUUACAGUCAGAGAUGCUAAGCAUACUAACUUUGUCGAGGUAUGUAAGGAAAAAAGUAUUGCCCAUACAGUAUGGACAACACCUGUACUUAUUGGAUAGGUUACCGGUCAUCUCGCCCCCAAGUCAUUUCCCUUCAUUUACUUAGCCCCCUACAUUCUAGAACGAGUAAACUUCUAUUUAAAGUGUGCUUGUUUUGCUUUAUGGCUUAUAGAAUGAGGAAUAUCCCUAGAAAAUAGGGGGCCAAGCCUGUCUGCAGAGUACGGCCGAACUCGACGAGAUUUUACGCAUGCAAGGCCGUUUUUAGCCCCUUAUUUCUUAUAAAUUUUUUGAAAAACUUGCGCAUGCACCUGCCAUACUCUGCAGACUGGGGGCUAAGUAACUGGGCGAAAUGACCGGCUACCAUAUGGUCCAAUGGUAAAUCCUCAAUACAUGUGUAGUGUUAUACUUUGUACCCUAGCCUUUGAGUACAGAGAUGCCAACCACUAGAGAUCUGAAAUAUAGAUAUUCUCCAUCUACUGUUUGUCAGGGUUUUAUUAGAAGCCGGGACCUGGGUAUUGGCACCAGUGUAUGUAGUACCUUCCUCCGGGCAAAAUGGAAAAGCUGACUCUCAAACCUACUUUCUCUGCCACCACCCCACCCCCCCUGCACUCAACCUUUGGCACCCUUCUACUUUAACAAAUAGUGAAACCCUGUACUACCCUCUCCACCAUAUUGCCAAUCCACCCCACCAUUCUUCCGACAUAUUGUGGUAAACCCAAAGGAAGAAAAUGAUCUUUUUCACACAGUAAUACUGCCAGAAAUCAUAAUUUUAACUUUAAAUACUUGGGUUAAAUUCCAAAGAGCUUAAAAAAGCCUCUUUUAGGUUAUAGUAGGAGAUUUGUCUUCUUUCCAGUAGAUUGCUGGAAAUUCUAGGAGAGUUGGCAUAAAAUAUGUAAGAUCAUUUCUAAGUAAAGGUACACGUGAGCCAAAGACCCAAACGGCCGGAGCUUGUUCCAGUUCUUUUGCAUGAAGCAUAGUAGCACUCUAGCCUCCAGAAAUUAUUCUUAACAACGGUCUAAAAAUUCUUGCAAAGAAUAUUUUCUUGAGCGAAAACAAAUCAAGUUGACAACAGCCGCCUACUUCAAACUUCAAAUGUUUGGCAGCAAAACAUGUCGUGUUUGCACCCAAUUAGAAUGUAUUUUUUCCUCACGUGUACAUGCUUAAAUGUAACUGACGGUAAAUGGGGCUUUUCUGAAUGGUAUAAUUUUUUUGUUUAGUUUCGGAACUUCAAGAUUGUAUACCGACGAUAUGCUGGCCUUUACUUCUGUUUCUGCGUGGAUGUACUUGACAACAACUUAUAUUAUUUAGAAGCUAUUCAUAACUUUGUUGAGGUAAGAAUUAGCUUUCCCCACCCCAUAAUCACUUACACCCAACUCAAUAAGCUCCAAAGCCUAAAAGUGUACUUGUAGGGUGUCUCCAUUUCUGCUGAGGCAUUUAGCCAAACAUUGAAAACUGGGCAUCCAGAAAUCAUGUUCUCCCACAAAACUACAACAGAUUAUGUGAAUAGAUGUAUAAAAUAUUAUUUUAGUCGCAUUUACAUCCAAAAGUGGGUAUCCACAGGACGCAUCGACACUCUUGUCUAAAACCUUGUUUCUGCUGGUAAUUGGGAUUUCACGCCAGUGUGUCUUGUGUUGUAAGAGAAGACUAACUUUCAUGGUGUAGCUUGUUAAGACAGGGUUAUUGAAAUGAAUAACUUAGGCCUGGUUCAGAUGCCGAUCUCAGGUUCGGUACAUGAAAAGUUCAGCAUCUGAAUCAAAGCCGUUCCAAAGUCGCUCCAAAGGCGAAAUUCCCGGCCAGGGUAGGUGGAAAGAAUGGCUGAGCUGUUCGAAACUGAAACAGGUGUUCUUAUUGAUUCAGAUGCCCAACUUUUCAUGUACUUAAUUCAAUGUGUUAGGUUCGGCUCAUGAAAAGUUCGAUGUCUUAACCAGGCCUUAGCUAACAUUUAGCUUCAUUAAAUAUAUCAUCCUUUAUCUUCUUGUUAUUUCAGGUUUUAAAUGAAUUUUUUCACAAUGUUUGUGAACUGGACUUAGUUUUUAACUUUUACAAGGUACUGCAAAAUUUUUAUUGAUUUGACUUAAGAAUCUAUGUCUUUAUUUAACUUUAGCCUUUUUUCUCCUCAACUGUCAGUUUUACCUAAUUCAAUGAGAGGAUAUUCGUUAUAAUUUGCUAAUAGCCAUUGUUUUGAUUGGUAUUUAAAUGUCUCCAUUUAGGUUUAUGCUGUUGUGGAUGAGAUGUUUUUAGCUGGUGAAAUAAGAGAGACAAGCCAAAGCAAAGUUUUAAAACAGCUUCAGAUGCUUCAGCAGUUGGAGUAA
Porites evermanni is the source of this 2480-nucleotide messenger RNA. NCBI's taxonomy places the organism in Eukaryota, Metazoa, Cnidaria, Anthozoa, Scleractinia, Poritidae. The record is from the annotation of a GenBank genome assembly.